Molecule: messenger RNA, 774 nt
Organism: Prorocentrum cordatum
Lineage: Eukaryota; Dinophyceae; Prorocentrales; Prorocentraceae
Source: the annotation of a GenBank genome assembly
UUGGUGUCCAUGGUCGUGGCAGCCGCAACGCGAGCACCUCUGCAAAACCCGCCGCAGGGCUGCGAUGCGCGGCGGUGCCCGCGGCGCCCCGAGGGCCUGGGGACCGGUGGCCCUCGCAGGAGGGACUGCGCGGGAGCGCCGAGGGAGGCGACGACACGGCAGGCUCACGCGGCGUGGGCGCGCCGGCGGCACUGGCGAAGGCAUUCGAGGUCAAAUUCUGCGACGUGGAAGCACCAAGGGACACGGCGACGCACGCAUCGUCACGCGCUUCCAGGACGUCAGCGCGACCCCGCUGCACGCGAGCGCGAGGACGAUGAUAAAAGAACACCUGGCGGACGUGUACGACUUCCAGCGCGGUGCGCCCAAGGACAAGGCCCUGGGUGAGUGGCUGUCGGUGAUGAGCAAGCUCUUGCGCAUGCUGCGCAGCACGGCUGUUGCGAACAUCACCAUCACAUCGGUGCACCGGGCGCCCGCGGCAAGAUGACGGGGCGCCUUGGGGGGCGGCCGUCGUCGUCAGGGUCGUCGCCGCCCUCGAGGGCGAGCGUCGAGGACGGAUCCGUCGAUGGAGGCUCCAGGCUUCUUGGCGCCUUCCGCUCCCUCCUGGGGCUCCGGGGGGGCGCCGGGCGACUGCGGCAGGGGGGCGGGGGCGCCCCAAGGCUGCCGCCGCCGCCUCCAGAGCCGCCGCCGCCUCAGCGAUGCGCAGGGGGCGCCCUCUCGCGGGGGUGGCCGGCGCGGGGGCGCCGCCGCGGCGCCCUCCCUCGGCAGCGGGACGGA